CCACCAAUCCAUUCCUAUUUUUUUCUCUUAUUUCCUCAUCUCUCUCUCUCUCUCUCUCUCUCUCUCUCUCUCUCUCCCUCCCUCUCUCUCUCUCUCUCCCUCUCCCUCUCCUCCAUUGUCUCUUCACUUUCAGAGCUUUUGGUCUCACAUCGUUCUGCAUUCCUCAUCCUUCCACUCUUUUGCACCACCAAUCGGACACACAAAGAGACGAUCUUCUACUCUUGCGACAAUGACAUGACACUGGCAUUUGCUACGACUCCGGCGACGUGGUGCGAAUCCAUCUAUGCAUUGGUCUUCUCAAAUUUGUAUGAGGACUCGUUGAAGGCCGGCUACGGCACAGGAGAACAUGGUGAUGGCAGACUGAGACUUGUUUGAGAGCGACGACUGAUUAUGCGGCAUAGGACAUAGUGGCAGUCCGACAUCAAUUCUGGUGCAGUAGUAUGAAGUAGAUGCACUGCAUCUGUAGAUGCACCGCAUCUGUAUAAAUUUUUAUUAUUGUAUUUUGUCUUAUACAAAUUAUUAGUUAAGAAAUAAAUUAGGCUUUCAUUAAGGGUACUUUUUUCUACUUAGUUACUUUUAC
Cuscuta epithymum is the source of this 580-nucleotide messenger RNA. The record is from the annotation of a GenBank genome assembly. Lineage: Eukaryota; Viridiplantae; Streptophyta; Magnoliopsida; Solanales; Convolvulaceae.